AUGACUUGUUACCAGUCCUUCAACUGUCCUGUUGUGAUGUUCAAUGCACCCUAUGGACCAUCUUGUGGCAAGAAGAUGGAAGAAACUGUGCCUCCUGUCCAGGAAGCAUUACAAGCACUAUCAGACAGCACAAUAUCCUCUGUAGUUUCAAACAGUUUGAGUUCCUAUGAUCAGGGAGGUAGCAUCGUCCUAUCCACCUGUAUCUAUAAUGGCUUGCAUCCAGAUGUGAAGCAGUCCUCUUCAACUGAACAAAAGGAACAAGAAGAUCCUCCUCAACACAAGGAUGACCCCUCAAGUGAAGCACCCAUAGCCCAAGGGACAAAUGGGGUUGAACCUGUGAUAAACCUCCACAUCAACAAUGUUGUUUGUUCUUUCAAUGUUCGAUGCCACCUUGAUCUGAAGUUGAUUGGCCUUAAUGGUCAGAAUGUUGAGUAUCGUAGGGAACAAAAUCGGGUGACUCUAAAACUGAGAAAACCUCAUGUCACUGCCAGUUUGUGGUCAUCUGGGAAAAUUGUUUGCACGGGAGCCCAAAGUGAGGAUUCAGCAAAGGUAGCUGCUCGACGCAUUGCGAGAGUCCUUCAAAAGAUGGGCUUUCGUGUGAAAUUCCGAAACUUCAGAAUUGUGAAUGUUUUGGGAUCCUGCUUUUUCCCAUUUGCCAUCAAACUCAAUGGUUUCUGCAUGAAGCAUAAAGAUGCCAGCUAUGAACCGGAACUUCAUCCUGGUGUCACAUACCGGAUCAAGAAGAGUAGAGCUACUUUGAAGAUCUUUUUCACUGGGAGUGUGACAGUCACAGCUCCCAGUGUGGAUGCGGUGAGAUCUGCAAUUGAGUACAUCUACCCCCUGGUAGCAGAAUUUCAGAUGAAGAGGGAAGAAUGCCCUGAUGCUGACUCUGCUGUUCAGGAGGAAAUCAUGAAGCAAUCUGAAGAUUUACCUGAAUUUUGAUGAUGACUAGAUGAAGUAAUGUUUAGGGUGUCCUUUAUGAAUAGUUGUGAAAAUUUGCAAGGCAAACAUAUUCUAUUUUGGUCUCUCAGGAGGGGGAUAAGAAAGAAAAGUUCUCACACUAUGACUCAGCUAUUCCAGUACCUCCUGUUUUCAUCAGGGGGUGUGAAUUCAAUCUUGGCCUUCUCUUGCAUUGAUUUCACUGGAUCUGUGAUGUGUAUUUAUUACUGUGUGUCCUGGAGGAGAACAAUAAUUGCUUAUGCAGCCAACAAGGAUUCUUGCAUCCAUGCAUUGAAAGGUGAUUUCUCUUUGCUUGACCUCAAAUUGCUUUUGAAAUCUGCAAGAAAAAUUUUCAUAGGAUAUCUUGAAUUUGUUGUAUGAAGGCAAAAGAGAGUGCAACUGACAAUCUAAGAAAAUGCAAAUGAUACAUUUUAUUUCUGUACCAUUUUCAUCGUACAGUAGGAAUCUAGCUGUGGCUGUGCAUGACUCAUUUUCCUGAAGUUUAAAGAAUGUCAUAUAUGCAGUCAGCUGACCUAUAUAAUAUGGUGUGAGUCAUCUUGAGCACAUGAGAAAUCCCCCUGGAAUGUAUUCAUUUCAGCCCAUGGUGGCAACUUGCACUUUGAGUCAGCUUGUGCCUUAGGCUCAUUAUAUUCAUGGGUAAGUAUGGGGUCAAGCAAAGGGAGAGCAAGAUUGUAUAGGAAUGGGCUUGUGAUGUACUAAUUUAAGUUCUUCUUUGACGCCUGUGUGAACUCUAUCAUGGAUAGGGGUUGUUCUAAGGCCUACCAUCUGUUUUGGAUAUGAAUAUGCUGAUUGUCACUAUCAAAAUUGCAUGUUCAACUGCACAUACCAAAAAUUGCACCUCUUAAAAUUUGCUUCUUACUGGAUAUUCCAUCAGAUUUGUAAUUCAUAUUGAUAGCUGUGCAUAAAGCCAAUUUAUUGCUACAUAUUUCUCUUAUUCAGGAGUUACAUGAAACCAGGAGAGAUGUUCUUUUGAUUGCCACCUCUCGUUGCCCAUUUCUCAAGAUUAUGUGUGACUGCUCUAAAGCCAUUCCCAAUUAGGAUUUUGAAUUUAUUUGGGGAAGCUAGCUUUUGAUGGGGAAAGAUAUCACACCUCUCAUUGUGGACAUGAUUUAUGGAUUAUGGCAGUAAGAACCAGUCCUUAAACAAAACCCUGUCACCCCAAGGGAAUAAUUACUUGAAAGAACUGAUUUUGUGAGCUGUCCCAUUGUAAUCAGUACUAUCAUUCUUAGUCAUUGCAAGAGAACUUAUUUACUGUAUGAUGGCAUUCCAUAAAGAAGAGAAAUCUCCCAUGUACCUGUCUUAUUAAAUACAAUAAGUCUGAUUUGAAGUUCUUACCUAUUUUUUGCCAUCCUAUAGUAUUGUUCCAAGUCAAAUUAUGAUUGAAUCUGCUAUUUUGUCAUCAGACAAGUAAAUUAGACUCAGGCAAUGAUGGGUAGGGUAUUGCUUUCUCUGAUCAUUGGCCAUGUGCAAGUGGAUGGAUUCAUUCCACCUUGGAGUUGUUUCAUGUUCCCCAUGAUUACAUUCUAUCAUUUGUCACAACAAAGUCAUGAGCUUGAAUGCACAAUAACCUGCAGUAUCUUUCUUCUUUUUUAAUUUAAAAUGUAAUUCAUGACUUCAUGGCAUCAGGGUAAUUUUUCUCACCUGUAACAGGUAUAACAGCAGUGGAGCUAUGAAAGAAAAAGCAUUAUGUGCUGUCGCUACUGUACCUGUCAUUUCAUUCAGGACCUUUAAAUAUAGAGAAGGUAGACCAACGUUCAUCUAAUCAGGAAGCAAAGUUUGCCCAUGUAAGAAAGAAGUUUAACUUGAAAAUAGAAAGUAACUGAACAAUACUGUAAAAAACGUCAUGUAUUUAUUUUUUCCCAUUCUUAUGAGAUGAGAUUUUUUGCACCCAGCUGAAGACUUAUUUAGCGUCUGCAUAUAUUUAUAGUGCUCCUCCAAUUUGAUAGACGGAAGGGGUCUGUUGUCAUCUUGCCACCACCCCUUUUUUGUUUUCCCACUAUUGGUUGCCCUCAUCUUGUACAAGAUGUAAAUAUUCGUUUCUUCCUGGGACCCUGUUUUAAAAGGUUGCCUCUACAGUAGGUUUCUUUUUUUGUUGGAUGCAGUACCUAGGAUGGAAGGGGGGGGGUUCCCCAGGAAUGAGUGCUUGAAACUCCUCAUAUGAAGUACAGAUUCUCUUGUGAAUUGGGUAGAGGUGUAUGAACUCUGGCAACCCUGGUGAUCAGGGUGGCGUUUUGGUAAAGAUAUGUGGAUCAGCAAGGCCAGUUUUACUGUCUUCCAUGAUCACUGUGCACUGUUUCAUUGACUGAGCAAGUUGAAAUCCUUCUUGCAGCUUCUCAUGCGUGUUUCAAUGCAGAUCCUUCACUUACCAUACCGUAUGAGUGUGAAUUAUAUAUUUAUCAAAGUGUGAUUGAUCAGCUCAAAAUCUUGCAGAGACUCAUGUGGUUUUUCUCCCAUUGUUGGUCAAGGGCUGUAUCAUGUAGUAGCAGUCAAAUCUGCUGUAAAGCAACAUGUUUCUUGGCAAGGAUGCAGAGGAGGCGUGCAAUAUCAUUUACAUACGUCCACUUGUCGCGCUCUGUUGUUUGUGAUGGUUGAACUUUUCAGAUCCAUGAAAAAUGUUAUAACCGUUUUGGAAUAAAUGAG
This is a messenger RNA of Darwinula stevensoni, 3600 nucleotides long. Lineage: Eukaryota; Metazoa; Arthropoda; Ostracoda; Podocopida; Darwinulidae. The record is from the annotation of a GenBank genome assembly.